AGAUUAAAAGUCUGCUCUGAGUAAUACUGUGUGACGGGCUUAUCCCACAGUGGGGGUGCACUACAAAUCAUUUUGCCUGGCUGCUCCAAAACCGCACAGGUCCUUUCUUCCCCUCUCACGCUCUGCAGUGUUUUCCCCACUGCCUGUCAAUCAUUCUCCCUCUCUCGCACCCUCCUGGCCAGCACAGUAACCAGAGGUCUCCAACAAGUUUGUGAAGCUGUAGUAAGAAUCUGAAGAAAUGGCUGCUGUUACCGGAACGUUCCGUAUGGUGUCAGAGGAGGAGCAGGCCCUUCGGGGCAAGCUGGAGCAUCUCACUGUGAAGGACCAUGGGCCUGUGUUCGGGCCCUGUGCCAAGCUGCCAGACCACACUGUGCAGAAGGCGAAGGACGAGCUUAACGAGACUGAAGAGAAACGCGUGUCCGCCGUAAAGGAGCUGCGCACCAUAAUCAAAGAAAACGCGGACAUUGAUGAUCUGACGAAAGGCGUGCACGAUACGUUUGGGGACAAACCCGACUCUCUCCUCCUGAGGUUCAUCCGCGCCCGAAAAAACGACGUGAACAGGUCCUAUGAGCUCAUGAAGGGUUAUGUGCGCUUCAGGCAGCAGUAUCCCGAGCUGUUUGAAAACCUGACCCCAGAAGCUGUGCGCAGCACCAUCGAGGCUGGCUACCCUGGCAUCCUACCAACCAGGGACAAGCACGGCCGUGUGGUGCUGCUCUUCAACAUCGAAAACUGGGACUAUGAGGAGAUCACCUUCGAUGAGAUCCUGCGCGCUUACUGUGUCAUCCUCGAGAAGCUUCUAGAGAACGAGGAGACUCAGAUCAAUGGCUUCUGCAUCAUCGAGAACUUCAAGGGCUUCACCAUGCAGCAGGCCUCUGGCAUCAAACCCACUGAGCUCAAGAAAAUGGUGGACAUGCUGCAGGACUCCUUCCCAGCCCGUUUCAAGGCAGUCCAUUUCAUCCAUCAGCCCUGGUACUUCACUACCACCUUCAACGCAGCCAAACCCCUCAUGAAGAGCAAACUGCUGGACAGGAUAUUCAUUCACGGCGAAGAGCUGGAUAACUACUUUAAGGAGUUCGAGGCCGAUAUCCUCCCGUCUGAUUUUGACGGGAAUGCCCCCAGUUAUGACGGCAAGGCAGCGGCUUCAAAGCUAUUUGGAUCUGAGGACACCGCCCUCUAAUCACUAUCCCCACAAAACAAUGCUGUGAUUCAUAGACUCUGGAAAAACACACAACAAUGUAUAGGAGAUUGUUACUUUUAGAGCAGGAGCACUCAACCCUGGUCCUGGAGGGUCUCUGAUUGUGAAUAUGCUUGAUUGGGGCUCCCCAGGACCAAAGCUGAACAGCUCACAUUUUAGAUGAUGUCUUAUGUAAGUAUUCAAGAUACCUUGUUGUUUUAAGAGGUUAAUUUAUGCCAUGCAGGUGUUCACAUAACAAAGUUGGACAAACCUUAGUAGAGGCUCCACUGUGUCUCCAAAACUGGCUAUAAACAUGGAAAAAGACAAAGAAGGAAAAGAAGGGACCUGGAUCUGGGACUCUUGGGUUGUAGGAAAGAGGGCAGGCAUUCCACAUAUCUUCAUCCCUCCACAAUAUUGUCCAAUAGUAUUAAUUCAACGUGGUAAGUGACACUGCAUGGGACCUCUUUCCCAACUGUUAAGUCUCACUGCAGGUUGGUUCUGAUAUGUUGAGCAAUCCUUGAUUUAGGACUCCUCUGUUCUUGUGUAGGUUUGCUUUGAAUGUGCACCUCUGACUGAUCCCCCUCCCCCUUCUGCUUGUUUUGAUGGAAUGUGGCAGUCCUGUCCGUAACAGGCCCAGUGCCUCCUGAAUCAUCACUUCCUGCUACACUGCAGGUAGAAAUAUGCAAAAUGAAGGCAAAAAAAUUUAGGACUUUUUUAUUGAUAACUGAAAAGCAGUAUUACCCCUGUUGUAUUUUCUGUAGUCUUAUAAGAGUGAUAUCAAAAAGAUGUCACAAAGACACAAUGUUUACAAUGAAAUGUUUAUAAAACCUGGUUAUCUGUACUUCGUAAAUGGUGAAUUUCAUUUGUUUCAAUUGAACCAUUUUUCUUUAAAGUGAACAUUCAACCUUAAAUAAUUAAUCACAAAGUAUUUCAUUUCCCUAAAUUAAAGCUGUAGUCAGAAACAGUAGAUUUGUUACCUGCGGGGUCUUUCCAUUAUCCCAUCAUAAAUCGCAUAUUGUAUUGCACAACUAUCACAGCACUGGUGUAUCAACCCUCCACAGAUUACAUAUAGUAUGAGUGAGUGGGAGUAGAACGGCAGUGGGCGAGGCAAGGUUAAUUCUGCUUUAAAAGCAGGAUAUAUAAGGUGAAUUCUAGUGCUCAUAACCACUGGAGUAAUUAUUCAUCCUAUAUAAAAAAAAAAACACUGCCAACAUGGACUAGAAAUAUUUGAUGGGCCACUUUCAGUAAAGUUUUGAUAUUUCCAUUUUGUUACUUCAUUUAGCAAGCCAGUUAAUUUCCCAUAAAUACAAUGAAUCAUUAUACUAUUUAACAGACUGAAAAACAACGGUGUUUUGAACUAACUUAUGCACUGUAGAGCAAUGCUUUUCACCAAGUUCGGCUGUCGUUUCCACAUAUUUUGGCCACCAGAGGGCUCUGUGGUUAUUUUUUCAGAUGUACAAAUGAGAAUUACAUAUAAAAACAGACCAAAUGCCUUUCUAGUACGAAAGCCUGAAGCCCUUGCUUUUUUUGUUGUUGCCAUGAUUCAACCUUCAACACAAAUUCCUUAUAGGUUAUAAGUGGGUUACUGCCAUUUUUAAAUGCAUGAGGAUUUUAAAUGAAAAAUAUAUAUUUCAAACUGCACAUAAAAUAAGAUCAGGAAAUAUCAUGAUCAUGUUUCCAACCCUCCUUCAUUACCAGUGGAGCUUCUUGGUAACAUUAAAGUCUUCAGGCUCACUGCAUACCACACCAAGGCUCAGUACGGAUGAAAUUGUCAUUCAUUAGAUAAGCUUCAUGAAUUACAACUAAUCUCAAGAAAAUCAUUUCUUUAUAUGAUUAUAUACAGCCUAAAAUUGGCUAUAUACAGACACUAUACCAGAAAACUUCCAAUUGGGCACCCAAACAGAUUCAGAUUAAUCACAAAUAAUUUCUUGGUAUCAUGAAGGUAGACAGAAUAAAAACGUGACACAAAUAUACAAGAAAAUAAUUUAUUUUGAAACACAAUUUUUUUUUUCCUUAAAAUAUUACAUCACUCACCAUUGUUUUUACCCCCCAACAAAACCACACAAGUGAGCUGGAUGUGUACUGUAAUGGUUACAACAGUGUCAAAUUAUAUUUUUAUGACCAAAAAAAUGAAGCAUACAUUUAUAUGUAUUGUAAACACAAAAAAAUUAAAGCUAUAAAUGUUAAUGGAGCAAACAAUGAUAAAAUAAAUCACUGUGUUUGACUCUGGAAAAACCCUGCUCCAAUACCUCAGUGAAAUCUGUGCUGAAAUUUGGAGAUGUCCAGGACAGUGCAGAAGGCGUUCUUAUUU
This is a messenger RNA of Anguilla rostrata (American eel), 3485 nucleotides long. Its product is annotated as retinaldehyde-binding protein 1-like. The record is from RefSeq and is a predicted model, not a curated record. Gene Ontology annotation, cellular component: membrane. NCBI's taxonomy places the organism in Eukaryota, Metazoa, Chordata, Actinopteri, Anguilliformes, Anguillidae. Bases 239 to 1177 code for a protein of 312 amino acids. The transcript is spliced from 8 exons. Gene Ontology annotation, molecular function: phosphatidylinositol bisphosphate binding.